GUAAUUAUUUGUUUUUUACAGACCGUCAAUACUCAGCAUCGAAAAACUACAGUGCAUACAAAGAAAUCUUUCGUUAUUAUCAAAGCGCAUAUCCAAUAUUCAAAACCGAAUAUUCUCACGUGAAUGAAUUUAUAAUUAUGAUUUUUUAAUAUGAUUUAUUCGUUCAGUUGGAUUAUAUUUACCCGUUAAACAUACGCGUAAAUAAUUAAUCAGUCGUGUGCGAGUUAUUAUUUGAUGUAGUUCGACAGUGACAUGUCUCCUAGUUUCCGAAUUUAAUGUGAUAGCGAUGGACCGUGAAUAAAUGAUAAGACAUAGGAUUCCGAUAUCACAUUUAAUAUUAUAUCGCUAUUGAAAAAUUCAGUGCACGUUGCAGCUUAUGCAAAAUUAAUAACUGCUCCUCUGCCUCCGUUAUUUAUUUCGUUCAGUCCGAUUUGUGCCAGCAGGCUCAAUGUAAAAUCCUGGAGAUUACUUUAAUUCUCGCGUAGAAAUAUGCGUAAUUUGAAACUAGAACACAGUGGAACAUAUAAGAUACUCUUUUUCGCUUUAUUGCAAUUUAUAUCUAACACUAACGCGGGAGACAGCGAUUUUAUUCGCGACUAUUUCGUGCACAAGGCAGUGCGGAAUGUCGUGGGAUUCUCCUGCGGAGAUCUCACGAAGGAUUUUUAUUUUAUAAAGUCGUUGAGCAAGGCUGGUAUAUACACGAUCAUCAGGAAACACGACAAGAGUAUCAACGUACGUCGAUUUUUGAACGCCGAGACAUGGAGCUUGGGAGUCGUCGUGGAUCUGCGUUGUAACAACGAUAGCGCCGUGACCAUCUUCGACGAGACUUCUAAAUAUCGUAUGUACGACUAUUCGUACCACUGGUUGGUCCUGGGAUCGGUAUUGAACAAUAGCGUGUCGCUGCUGAACGACAGCGCGUACAGCAUAACGACCGAUCUCACGCUCGCGAUAAUGAACGGCAGCGGUUACGAUCUGUAUGACGUUUAUAAUCACUGCAAGUAUCGUGGAGGCACGCCGAACGUGACAACGCUAGGCUCCUGGCAGCGGGAAACGGGCUUUGUCAUCACUCUGACUCAGCCUUUGGUCCAGAGAAGAGCCGAUAUGCACGGCAUGACGCUGAAAAUAUCAGGCGUGAUACAAUACAGACCGAAAAAUAUGCGUUUGGAAGAUUAUAUGCACGACAUUAACACCAGAUCGUUGGACAGCAUGCAUAAGUUUACGUACGCGAUGAUAUCUCACACCGCCGACCUCUUUAAUUUUAGCGUACACGCUUCGGAGAUAAUUUACUGGGAUCGUCACAGCGUGCACGGCUUAAUUUUCGAGAUAUUGCAAGCGAAUUAUAUCGAUUUCGCCAGUAAUCCCAGGAUUAUGGUGUCUGAAAGAUUGGAUUACGCCACCCUCAUCGGCGCUGCUUGGCCAAUUCGACCCUGUUUCAUGCUGCUGUCUAGUCCGUCGAACAAGAUCAAACUCGAGAUCUUUCUGAAGCCGUUCGCGAACGAAACUUGGUACUUGAACGCCGUGUUCAUAGUAUUCACCAUGUUCAUAAUGAGAAUAAUAAUGAGGUGCGAAAAGUCGAGCAAGGAAGAAAAGUAUUCCGGCGCCAUAGUUGUCAUUAUUGGCAUUGUCGGUCAGCAAGGUUCAAACUUCUUUCCUAACCGCAUCCCGAGCCGCAUCGCUCUCCUGCAGAUCCUCGUGUUCAACUGGAUUAUAUACAACUAUUACUCGGGUAGCAUAGUAUCGGCUCGUUUGAGCGAGCCGCUCGACAUGAUGGAGGAUUCCGUGACGGUUCUCGCGGACAGCAAUUUAAGAAUCGCUGCGGAAGCUGUGCCGUAUCUGAAUUACUUUCUAUACAAACUCAAGGGGGAGUCGAAUUAUUUCAGAAAGAAACGCUGGGAUCCAUUGCCGGAAUCCAAGCGAUACUUACCAAUAGAAGAGAGUAUGAAGCAGGUCAGCGAGGGCAUCCUAGCGUAUCACACGGACCCGAACACGGCGUAUCCUUACGUCGAGAAGAUGUUUGAUCCGAACAAGAUCUGCGCGCUCACGGAGAUUCAUCUGUUCAAGCAAUCUGUCAUGGGCAUGUAUGCUAGUUACAACGGUCAGUUCACCGAGUUGGCGAAAAUCGGACUGUCUAAGAUGUUCAAUACUGGGUUACGCGAUCGUCAAAUAAAAUAUUGGUCGAGCAAGAAACCGCAGUGUCAGCUCGAUACGUUGUCCACGAGAAGCAUAUCUAUUUACGAGACUGCACCGGCUUUGAUUCUAUUGGCUCUCGGUUUGCUGGUCGCGUGCGGAUUAUGCAUCGUCGAAAAUAUUGUCUAUUAUCGAUCCACGGGGUAAGCUUGCGUCUUUGCACUUCGAAAUUCAUGAACGUUGGAAAAGUACGUUGCUUACAAUUUUGCAUUUCACAGUGAGAUAAUGUUUAGACGAUCGAAGACAACAGAAAAGGGUGAAGAGGAGGAUGGCCGAGACGAACAAACAAUUUGCUCGGUGAAACUGUCUCGCCUUGAGAAGUUAAAAUAUUGACAAGUCGAUUGUAUGCGUUAUAAUUGGUUCAUUUGCUAGCACCUCGUUAUCGUACAAGUACUUAUACUUAUUUCACGCGCGAAGGGAUAGCACAUUAUAAGUAUAAUUUUUCCCAGUCGUUGUAAUAUCGCUCUUAUUAAAACCGUAGACUCAUUUUGCAUGGCAAAUGACCUUCGGAAAAACUUUCUUUUUAGUACUUUCGUAGAAAACAUCCGGAUAAUAGAUAAAAAGACAAAUCGAUCCAGACUCGAUAGUUCAGAAAAAUUAGGAAACAGGGGCAAAAAGUGGCUCUUGAAACUGAAGAAGAAGUAUCGAGCAAUGUAUACAGUGUGUUAAAAUUAUUUGAAGGCUCUGAAUACAUUGAUGGCCACAUAAAUUAUCUAGCCGACAUUCGCUUGCAAUGAAACUCGAAGAAUCUUAAUUAAGGAAAUUUUUCGUCGAAGAAAGAUCAAUCCUAAAUUAAUUGGAGCAUCUGGUGGCAAAAGAAAUAGCGAAAGUAGAGUGACACCCUGUGUAUGGCUAGCAUCACAUAUAGACUGUGUUUGG
Molecule: messenger RNA, 3066 nt
Organism: Linepithema humile (Argentine ant)
Lineage: Eukaryota; Metazoa; Arthropoda; Insecta; Hymenoptera; Formicidae
Source: RefSeq, a predicted model, not a curated record